This is a messenger RNA of Rhizophagus irregularis DAOM 181602=DAOM 197198, 1707 nucleotides long. RefSeq lists its product as uncharacterized. NCBI's taxonomy places the organism in Eukaryota, Fungi, Glomeromycota, Glomeromycetes, Glomerales, Glomeraceae. Gene Ontology annotation, biological process: intracellular signal transduction. The record is from RefSeq and is a predicted model, not a curated record.
AUGGCGUAUCAAUCACAGGUACACCAACAAUCUUCUACUCAUAUGAUGAAGACAACGAGGUCUGGAAGACCUUUUGUCAAGGAUAUCCAUGAUUUGUUUUCAACGCUUGUCGUUUCACUACCAAUGGAAACACAUAGAAAUUUAUUUAGAAGUUAUUCCAAUUCAUUUACAACUGAAGAAGCAAUUGCAAAUCUCGGUUCUUUGAAAUUUACUCAAUCACAUCGUACACCUGAUCCAAAAGAUCCAUCACGUAUAAUAACUACUACUACUACUACUACUUUUAGUAUGACAAAAGAUAUGGCAAAAAGUGUUUGUCAAACUUUUAUGGACGCUAGGUUAUUUGAAAAUCUUGCUGAUUCUAGUAGUCGUUCUUUUAAGGACAAGAAUGUAUUCGGUUUAACUCCAAAAGGUUUAUAUAUUUUGGAAAGAUUCGUUACUAGGAAUGGGAUCGCUGCUCCUCAUUUAGCAAAAUUAUUCGCUUCACAAACUUCUCCUAUUAGAUUAUAUUUUGUUGAAAGAAGUCCUGAAAAUGAUUCCGUAUCUUCAACUAGACAAUGUGUUGAAUCAAUUUUUAGAAGAUUUGCUGGUACAAAACCAAAUAUCGUUAAUAAAGAUUCUGAUGAAACUAAAGAUUCGGAUUCUUCUUCAGGUUCAUUUUGUGAAAAACAUGAUAGAAAUAUUGGUAUUGAAGUUAAAGAACGUCAAUUUGGUAGUAAAAUGGCUCGUUAUUCUUUUAAUGGUGCUGCUGCUUGUGAUUGGCUUUGUGAUUUCACAACUUUGAUCACAAAAGAAGAGGCUAUGAAAAUGGCUACAGAAUUUAUUCGUUAUGGACUUAUUGAAUAUAUUUCUGAUAAAAACAAUGAAUCUAAAAAACGUUCAGAUAAAAUUGAAGGUAAUACAUUUAAGUAUUCCAAAUCUGUUUAUUAUCAUAUUAUUGAUGAAGGUCGUAGAGUUGCUUUAUGGGAAUAUGAUAAUUAUAAUUAUACCAAUGGUUUAAAUGGUUAUACUAAUGGUAUAAAUGGUAAUGGUUAUACUAAUGGUUUAACUAAUAGUUAUAGUAUUAGAAAUAAAACUAAUACUAGUAUUCCAAGAAAUGAAUCUUUACCUGAUUCAGAUAAUAUCGUUCAAAUUGAAAAUGGUGGUAAUUUACGUGGAAUGAUCGCUCAUUCUAAUACAAAGAAACUACAACAAAUUUUAGAUGAUUCUACAUUAUGUUCUCUUUUUAUGGAAUUUUUAAAAGCAAUGUUCUGUGAGGAAAAUUUAUUAUUCUUACUAGAAGUUCAAACUUUUAAAAGUAGAUAUAGUACGAACUCUGAUUUGAAUGGUGAACCACAAGAUCCAAGAGAACAACAUGAUCUUAUUGUCGAUGCUUUUAGAAUUUAUAAUACAUUUUUAGCUCCAGGUUCACCUCAUGAACUUAAUAUUGAUGGUGGUUUGAGACAACAUAUGGUUCAACAUAUGACUUCUAUUGUAUCAUCAAAUAGAGAUUUAGCUGCAAGUACAGAACAAAUUGGGAAUCCAGUUCCUAUAACAUGUCAUUUAUAUGAUAAAAUUCAAGAUACCAUUUUUAGACUUAUGGCCACGGAUUCUGUUCCUAAAUUUUCAAAGACAGAAAAAUAUUUGGCACAUAUACGGAAUUCUGAAGGAUUAGAGGACAAUAUUCCAUAUCGCCAAUCAUCUUCAAGCAAUAAUAGUGACAAACCGUGA